Messenger RNA from Nipponia nippon (crested ibis), 855 nucleotides. Lineage: Eukaryota; Metazoa; Chordata; Aves; Pelecaniformes; Threskiornithidae. The record is from RefSeq and is a predicted model, not a curated record.
AUGGCGAAGAUGGUGAGAAGAACGUGUGCAUUUUGUUCAGAAGGGGAGGCUGGUUCUGUAAUGUAUAUUGCCAAAGAGCGAAAUAUUGCAGCUCAUCAGGAUUGUCUGUUAUUUUCCUCAGGAUUUGUGGAAUCUGAAGAGUAUAACCCAGAUAAUCUGGAUAUAAGGUUCGAUGUGGCUUCAGUGUUGAAAGAACUCAAGAGAGGAAAGCGGCUGGUGUGCAACUUCUGUCGCAAGAAAGGAGCCACUGUGGGAUGCGAGGAAAGAGCCUGUCGCAGAAGUUAUCACUACUUCUGUGCACUCUGUGAUGAUGCAGCAAUAGAAACGGAUGAAGUAAAUGGAGUCUACCGAGUGUUCUGCCCAAAACAUGACCCAGGCAAUAGGACCAAUCACUAUGAUGCAGCUAAUAAGAGGAGAAGACAUGCAUUGAAAUCUUCAACCAUCACGGAACAAAUGAGCACAGAAGAGACAGCAGAAGAAAACAGUUUACAAAUACUAGAAAGAAAAAACAGGCAUAAAGUCCGAAUAGACUUUCUUAGGAAAUGCAAGCAAGCUGGGCUUCUGGAUGACAUAUUUGAAGAAAUGCUGGACACGCUUCACCUGGCGCAGGAAAAGCUGAUGGAUGACAACACUUCAGAAACAGAGUACGAAGAGACAGUGAUGUCACUCUUUGACUGUGGACUGUUUGAAAAUAUACUGACAAAUAUUCAUUCAGGAACGGAGGAAAAAAUCCGGGAACUUCUGGAAAGCAGGAAAAGACUGGAUGACAAGAUUGAGCUACUGCAGGACUUAAAAGAAGUCGUCCUUCCUACCCGAGAGAACACGGCUAGUACGUCUAGUACCGUGUCCGAAUAA